Messenger RNA from Salvelinus sp. IW2-2015, 1656 nucleotides. RefSeq names its product protein kish-B. The transcript is spliced from 3 exons. Bases 124 to 348 code for a protein of 74 amino acids. The record is from RefSeq and is a predicted model, not a curated record. Lineage: Eukaryota; Metazoa; Chordata; Actinopteri; Salmoniformes; Salmonidae.
UUGUCGCUCGAUUGGUCAUGCUGCUGACUAACACAGGAAAGGAGGACAGCGUUUGACAACAACAUGGACCUUUGAAAAUAACUGAGACUUCAACACAGUCUUGGACAACAGCAAACUGCAAACAUGACAAAUGUGUACUCGUUGGAUGGGAUUGUGGUAUUUGGGAUUCUGUUCAUCUGUACAUGUGCAUACCUCAAGAAGGUGCCUCGCCUCAACAGCUGGCUACUCUCAGAAAAGAAAGGUGUGUGGGGAGUGUUCUAUAAAGCUGCAGUGAUUGGGACUAGACUCCACCAUGCUGUGGCGAUAACCUGUCUGACGAUGGCAUUGUACCUGGUGUCCUUAAAGUGACAGUGUCAGGCUGGGAUGGACCGGACUAGGAUGGACUGGAGUGGACCGGACAUGGCCAGGCUUGGCUGGGCUGGAUUUGGCUGUGCUGGUUUGCCACCCAUGGACACUGUUUGGACAAUGUGUGCCCAAGACUCCCAAUUUAUUCACCCAGGACCUGUAAAAGACAAGGAUAAGCCAAUAGUGCCCCACAUUAGGUAAAUAAGAUCCCUGUAGCUCACUGCACUCUUCUAAACCUGACAUCAUCCAUCCCUGCAUGACACAACUGUCAUCCAGUUUACCCUGAGUUUCCUGUACAGAUCUUAUAGAACAGUGUUUCUCUUCUUGAGGUGCACAUUUUUGUUCUAGCUCAACACUAACACAUCUGAUUCUACUGUUCAAUUGCAACCAGUCACCAAGCCAUUGAUUAGUUGAGUUAGUGCUGGGRUGAAACAAAAAUGUGGUCCACCUGGAAUGGAUUAGGGAUCACACUGAUAGAGAUGUCAGCAUGCUAAGUAGUGUCAGCAUGCUGAUGUACUCAGCACCCUCAUGUGUUGAGUAGUGUCUUUAUUUAAUACUGUUGCUAGCAGAAAUAUAGGUUUUUUAUUAUUUUUAUUAUCACCUAAUUACCAUUCUCAAUGGUUUAUUCUGGGGAAAGGACUGGUAUGAAGGAAUAGUCUAAAAUAAUGUGGGAAAUAUUCAUUCCUGUUUAAAGUCAGACUUCGGUUGUAUAUAUUUAGGGGGGGGGGAGUCAUUAUAACAGAUUUGAAAAAGCUGUUUUCUGUAGAGCACCAUAGAGAAGAGCAUCACAUGUAUUGUUGUUGAGUCUAAAUAUCUCUUUGUUUAUUCAAAGGUGUUUUUUAACGUUAAAAUGGUUGUACGUUGUCAUGAUUAUCGUCACUAUCAUUUUUCAACACCCAGGUAUAACCCUGGGCCAUAGUUAAAAGCUAUAAGGUCACAUGUUCAGGUAAGCUCUCGGUUCCUUGCCAAAUUUUCACAAACCYAACUAAUAUAGGAGAAAUGUCUUGGUGUCCUGCUUAACUUCUUAUUUUCUUUCAACCUCUCUGUUCUUCUUUUUUUUGCUCUGUAAUUUAUGUACGAUUUGCCUGUUUGGAAAAACCACUACAUAUUUCUGCACCAGUGCUUUGUGACUGGCCCGCUGUAUAUUGUGUGACAAUAGCGCUUGUCAUCUCUGGGGGAAAAUAKAUUUUAAAAAAUUACUUAAAACAACUUAACAGUGCAUUAUGUUACAUUUUAGUGAAAGAAGCAAUGAGAACCUCUGUCAAUAAAAAUGUGCAGUGUGUUACUCAUGACACAGCUCAAUAACAUGUA